Monoraphidium neglectum is the source of this 480-nucleotide messenger RNA. RefSeq lists its product as hypothetical. The record is from RefSeq and is a predicted model, not a curated record. Bases 1 to 480 code for a protein of 159 amino acids. The transcript has 3 exons. NCBI's taxonomy places the organism in Eukaryota, Viridiplantae, Chlorophyta, Chlorophyceae, Sphaeropleales, Selenastraceae.
AUGGUGCCGGGCGUGAUUGCCUCCCCCAGCCUGGACGCGCUGCGCAUGAUGCAGCUGCAGCAGCUGCGGCUGCAGGCGCAAGCACAGCGCCGCGGCUCGGCGGCCGCUGCGGAGGGCAUCACGGAGGGGGACGAGGCGGACGCGGAGCAGGAGAGUGGGCAGGACGAGGAGGAGGAGGAUGAGGAGGAGGACGAGGGCGGCGACACACGCGCCCCGCCAUAUCAGGCGCAGUCAGGCGCGCGCCAGGACGGCGACACGGCCCGCCAGGGCGGCAGCAUCGGCGGCGGCAUCGGCGGCGGCUCGACCGCGGACGGCGAUGACACGGAGGAGACGGAAGAGCGGGAGGAUGCCGCCGGGGCCAGCGACAGCGGGGAUUGGGGGCCGGGCGAGUGCGUGCGCGAGGAGGACUCUGUGCGGCUAUCGUUCACCCAGGAGAAUGUGAUCGACCCCCAGCAGCACAGCUUUUCCACCGUCAUGUAG